Molecule: messenger RNA, 6602 nt
Organism: Xylona heveae TC161
Lineage: Eukaryota; Fungi; Ascomycota; Xylonomycetes; Xylonales; Xylonaceae
Exons: 2
Coding region: 99-6542 (2147 amino acids)
Source: RefSeq, a predicted model, not a curated record
CAUGAUCAUUAGCGCUCAGAGAUUUCCGUCACGAUACACGCUUAUGCCUUUUCAUGUCUACUCAUCACUUUAAUUCAUAAUUUUAUUUAUCUGCAAGUAUGUGGAGUCGAUUGCUAGGAAGGUCUCCCUCAAGUAGGUCAUUGCGCGACCGGGACGAAGAGAUCUCGCAAGUCGGCAAGCGUUCGACACAUUCAUCCUCGAGACAUCGCUCCGGAUCCGUUGUCUCCUCGCCCUCUGCAUAUAAACCAUCUCGCAGUGAUGAUCGCGGCCAUAGUCGAUCAGCCUCUGCCACUGUCCCACGAUCGCGAUCUAGCUAUUAUUCGCCAGAAUCUCCAUCAAUUGCCUCUUACGCAACCGCUCCGAGCAAUCGUGUUGACCGAGAGACCCGACGCGACAGGUCCUCUUCUGGCCUCUCGAAGAAUACGUCGCGAAUUGAGUCUCGCGGUGGAUCUUAUUAUGCAGUAAGAAGUGCCAAGAGCGGACGGCGCUCGGAGCGUUCUCCAAGCCGCGAGCGGAGACAGCAUCGACGUGAACGUUCAAGAAGUCCGGCUCGAAUACAGGAGUUGCAGUGGCAGAGCCGAGAUAGACUUAAAAGAGGGCUAGGAGAGGAUGACAGGGAACGCGGUAUGAGCAGCAUUGACUAUGCCGAGAGCCGCGCACCUAAUGCAGCGGGCUACGAAUACAUGACUGCGUACGAGGAACCAGCGGUGACCUCGUCGCCUGCUCAACAGAGCAUUCCAGCUCCAAGUACACAUACGUAUUCACAAUUAUCAUCGCAUAUAACCGACCAAUUUCCUGGACAAGACCCCGCUCAAUAUGCCGCGCCCUAUCGACCGCCGCUCAGUUUCGCCGAAGGUGGACCAGGUCUUGCGGCUGAUUACUAUGGUGAUCAUGGAGAAUCUGUUGCUGAGCAGCCUGGUGUGAGACCACAGCCGCCCUCACUCAUUGUUGGCGCCCAGCCUCACCUUCAGGCGGCAUCCCCGUUGAGUGCGCCGCCUAUAGAACCAUCCGCUCUGGGAGGGGUCGGUGCUGCAGCAGAUUUUUUCAAUGACGGCGCCAAUCUUCAAAGCUUGCGGCCAACGUCUUCAACGCCAGUAUCGUCAAGCAACAGGCCGACAAGGCCAUCCAAACCGACCCCUCCGAGUAUGUCUGGCAGCGCAGCAGCCGCUCUGACAGGGAGCGCCGGAUAUGCCGCAUCCAACCUUGCGCAUUCUGCUAGCCAUCACGCUGGGAGCAGUUCAUUCAACGACGAAGUUUCCUAUUCUCAAGGGCCAGCGCCGCCAAAUAUGUAUUCCACAGUCUCCUCUGCCCCACCUGGUGCCAGUCCUACUGUCCAUCAUUCGUCAUCCGCACCCGCGAUCCCCACCCUAGGCGCCGCGGCGGCUGGAGCGGCCACAGGGUACUAUCUGGGCCAUCAUUCAUCACACAGUCACGGUAACUCUCAGUCUGGGAUGAACGCCGCCGGCUAUACCUCGACCUCGCAGCCAUCGCAAUCACAACCUGUCUAUUCCGUCCCGGACGCUCAACGUCCUUCAAAACCUCCGCGGCCGGGACAGCUUUCAUACGCGGCUACUACGCCGAUUUAUGGCAGUACCGCUCUUGGAAUGGCAGGGUCUGCCGGUUCUGGAAAUGUCGCAUUGAACGGCUAUAGCCAUGGCGCAAUGGCAUUGCAGACUCGGCGAAAGGGGCCGUUGGAAAAGUUUGUAGAGUUCUGGAAGGACAGGGAGGGAGUUGCGCAGUAUGAGGAAUAUACCGAAUACAUCGGUGUAUGCAAAGAUUGUUUUGAGCCUGGAACAACUGCCAGAGAUGCUCCACGCAAGCAUCACUACCGCAGACGGAAAUCCAAUGAUCGGCCUGGGAGCCGCGGAAAGGUGGACAAAGAGAGGCGUUACGGAUUAUCCGAUAGCGAACAAUCACGGAGGGGGAAAAAAUCUUCUCUGGCCGCUGGACUUGCUGGUUAUGGGCUCGGCCAAGCGAGUCAGACUUUUGCAAAGCAAAAGCGGGGUUUUGAGGAUACUUAUAGUGUGAGAUCAGGAAAGAGAACAGAGUCUGCAGCAUUUCCCUCCAGUGACAGCCGCUAUGGGUCUCAGCCAAGGCGGGAUUCAUCCCAAUCCUAUGGUUUUUAUGCCCCUAUCGGUAGUAACUCCCCUCAGAGACAUCGCUCACGGAGCAGGUCCCCAGAUCGGAGAAAUAGAGUUUUGCAGUCCGGCGUUGCUGCAGACUUUCCUCCCUCGGUUCCCGGAGCCUUCGACAGCAAUGAUUCCUCUUAUCCCACAUCGCGCCGAGAGUACGUGCGAUCAAACCGCCAAAGCCCUUCCCGUAUGUCUGGUCUUGCGUCUUUGUUUGGCCUUGCAAGCUCCAAAGCCUCUCGAAACAGGCGUCAUCGAUCUCCCACGCCGGAUUCAAAGUAUCUUAAGAAGUCCCAAGCUGCAGGAAUCGUUGAAGGAUCGGUCACUAAACCCUUCUCGCGCCCAGGGCGCUCCAGAAAAUCAAAAAGUUUCUUCAAUUUUGGAAAUUCAUCAUCAUCGUCCUCGGCGUCUUCUUCCUCAGCAGACAUGGGUCUGGCAUAUGGUGGCGGACUUUCAAAAAGUUCGAGACAAGGCCCACGUCAUGCUAACAAAGCGUUUAAUGAUGAUGCUGCAAUGAUUGGGCUCGGCGUAGCUGCAGCUUCAGUGCUCUCUAAGCGAGGAAAGAAGAACAAAGCAGAUACUCGCGGUGACGUUCCUCGGAAAGGCAGUCAAUUGUCUUCGUCGGAUGACGCAUGGGAAUCCGUGUCCGAGGCGGAAUCCUCCAGCGUCAGCUCGGCUCUUGCAUUCGGUGGGGCCUCGGAUUCCGGUAGUAACGGGCCUCGUCGCCAUCGGAAGUCUUCUGAUUCAGAGCGGUCUGGAAUUUCAAAUUGGAAGUGGAUGUUUGGUGGUAAAAGACGGACGCCUUCUUCUGCAUCUGUUGACCGUCCUGCCCAACGUCCUCCAAAAGCGGGUCCGAUCGAACUUCGGGACAGUGCAAAUUCGCCAACGGCUCCACCUCUCAAUUAUCGUCAGGGUGCUGUACCCAGUUAUAAUGCAAGAGUGCCAGAUAUGCAAUAUGUGGUACCUGUUCCAACUUCGGAUCCAUCGAGAUUCGAUGUUAGGCGGAGCGACUCAGUUAUCUCUUCUCAAACAGUGAACCGAAGCGCGCGCCCCGAGCCUGUACCAAUCCAGCAUACUCAGCCAAUUGUAGCUGUCGCACCAGAAAAGCUGUCCAAUUUCGUUGAAUCCACUUUGCAGGGCUCUACAUAUGAAGCACCAGAGUCUGCAACGACUGCGCCAACUAUUCACAGGAAACCAUACGUCGAAUAUCGAGCGACCGGCACAGAAAAUCGAGAGCGAAGAACGCCGGUUGACCCAUUUCAAUACCUGGUACAAGACUCUGUUCCUGUUGAAAACGAUCAGGAAGUCAAAGUUCCAACAACUCGACGUAGACGAGCUUCGUCGCCUACGUUUGGAUCCACAGACAGAGAUCUGGCCUCCGGACAACGGGCAGGAGUCGCUUCUUAUAGCGACUUUCAGCCAAGAAGGGUAAAACCGGAAAGCAGAAAGCCUUCUCUGCAACGCUUCCAAAAUAAUGAGAAAUCGCAGGGACGGAGGCAGAGCAGUGCAACGACAAGGACAAAUGAGGUAUUUGCAGCCCCUUUGGAUGAUGGAAACCCUCAGAUUGUGGAGAUUCGUCCCGGCAGGCAGAAUGAACCACGGCACUCGAGCUCUGAUACUCCUGUUUCAGUGAAUGCAGCUCCUUCAAACCCUGGCCCAUUCGUUUCAUCAAAAGAAAACGAGUCCUCAUCCGACUCCAGGAGCCAUGGGCAACCGCAGGUGGAACUUGAACAAUUCAGACCCGAAGCAUCCCCUGAAGGCGAAUCGCCUAGGAGCGAAUACGCUCGUUCAAGCCGUCAUCCAGGGGAUUACGUUCCGGAUUAUCACCCACUCUCGGAUCGCGAAGCGCAAGCUUACGUAGAUUCAGUCAUGGAUAAGUACAAUGAGGAGCCACAACCAGUGGCAGCAUAUUUCGCACCGCCGGAGCUGCUGUCUAGGAAGUCAGACUCUCCUCAAUCCCCUGAUCCAAACGGCGACUCCAAUGUUACUUCAUCUCGGGUGCCGCAGAUUGUAACCAUAGCUCCCCCUGUCGAUCAUGAAAAUGACAACGAUGCGUUACAACAUGCCCAAUUUGCUGGAAGCUAUCCCUACGGCGCUUUGCCUUGGAUUGUCCCUAGGUUGAAUUUGAUCGAACCUUCUCCUCCUCCGAGCACCAUCGGUUCAACGAGGGAUGACAGAUCAGCGCCUAUCUCUCCAGUAGAGACGAAACCAAACAGUUCAACUGGUCCUGAGAAGUCAUCGGAAUCCAGGGUCAGCUGGGGAGAUCUACAGACGAAAGAAUACAUUGUAGAAUCCUCGGAGGAGGAACCGCAGAAGGAUGAUGGCGAUUACCAUGGACAUUCAUCUAACCAGUCUACGGACGAGAGCCCUGAAAUUCAUGCACACGAGUAUGAAAGCCAUCCAGUACCAGAAUCGUCUUCUUCUGGCGACCUUCCUCAACACGUCCCCGGAGCUUUCGGCGAAGAUGUUGAAUUUGCUGCAACUGUUGCUGCUGGACUAGAAGAUAGCGGGUUCGAUCCUGCUAUCGUCAUUGAUGACAAUAAUUUUAGACACCGCAAAUCCCCCCCAGCAUCGCAUGACUUUCGGUUCUACCAUGCUCCUUACGCGGAGACUGUGACAGACCUUGGCCUUGACUCUCCAGGUACUGAAGGAGCUCCGCCAAGAGUCGGUUAUGUUGAGGGAGAGGUGGAAACACCUGGCACCGUCACCCCUGUAGAAACCAAGAUGCAUCCCAAAGAAAUUUCGCGAUCCCCCUCUCCAACCGAGGAAGAAAGAGCCGGCUCAUCUGCGCGGCAGCUUGGAGCUGAGAGGGAGGGGGAUGAAUUUGAUCGUGACUCGGAUCGUGAUUCUUCGGAUCCUGAGCGUAAAGUUCGCGAAAUAAGGCCGGACGUGUCCACUUCAUCGGACAAAGGCGCUUUCGAACCCGGUAUCGAGUCUCAAAUCUUUGAGAACGAGAAAGCUCAAAGACAUCGAAAUAGAAACGCUCAAGAAUUCGAGGCACAAAUUAGUGAUUCCCCUGUUUACGAAACUCGUUCAGAAGUUGGAAAGCCGCCAUCAAAUUCGAAAGGCUCGACAAGCCUAAGACGCCGUAGCUGGGGCCCUGAAACUCAAACAGCUAAAUCGCAGCGCUCAAGAUCACAAGAUUCGAGCCCUAGAGAGUUGGGACGCUCGAACGAAAGGUUCGAUGAUACCCCAGGCUUUGACAUGCAAAUAGGGACUCGGAGAUCUAGUAGCUCUGACAUUGGUGUCAACCCUCGGAGCAGCGGUUCGCAAUCUAUCGUCUCCAUUCCUAGCAAUGCAUUUGACGAUGUGGAAGAAUUGGCGGACGUGAAGCGGCCCAGGAAGACCAAGAGAGCUAGUAGCCGUUUCGGGCAUAGAGUUCCUGGCUCUCCGCUAAGAUCGGAACUUGCAUUUCGAGAUGAUUCGUCUGGCAGCGAGCAAGACGCCGGGGAGCCUAAUGACCUGGUGCGAGACGCUGUUGUUGAUGAUACCGAGUUUACAGCGCAAGUGCCGUUGCCUCACGAACUCGACGAGGACGCUGAAGAGCUCUCAGGCUCCACUGUAAGAGAGCCCGAGGCGGACGUUGCUAGUGCAGUAUUUAAGAGACGAGGAUCUUUUUCGUCGUGGGGAGAAGCGCAAGACCAACCUUUCGAGGCUCCGGAAGAGGACAAGUUUUAUGGGUGGAGUGAUGAGGAGCUUUCGAAACCACGGAAGCGGAGUUCCCAUCGUAGCCGCUCUCGUGGCAAGAUGGAGGAUGAAUCAAGACUGGACGGAAGUAGAUCUUCCAGAGCUAGUGAGAGGCCGGAUUCCUCAGCAUCCGUACAUCGCUCCAGGUCGCGUGGCUCAAAUCUUGAAGAGAGCAGCGAACGGACACAUAGAAAGAGACGCUCACGACGAUCAAGCGACGUCUUCGGCUCACCGAAACCACUUACUCGGUCAAUGUCAAUGUCUGAAACGGAACACAGGGGUCAUGAUGACUCUCACGGGUCCAAGCGAAAAUCGAAGCGCUCAAGUUUAGAUUACAAUGAUCUCGCUUCUGUCACAUCGUUACCGGCAAGACUAGAUGAUGACAAGGGCAGUAAACGGGAGAAGAGGGGGGGGCUUUUCUCUUUCCUCACUGGAAGGCGCUCAGUGGACUCGCUGCCCGCUCUCGAACGAUCACGAGAAAUCCGUAGCGAGGAGUUGAAGCCAAAGAGCAAGCGGGGAUCAAAAGAAGAAGAAAUUGGCCGUGAUCCCUACGAUAUUGGUGAUGAUGCCGCCCGCUCCGCGACCAGUCUUCCCGAGUUGAGCCAGAAGCCCUCCCUUGAAGAGGAAAGCCGGGAGUCAAGCAGUGCCAGUGGGAAAAAGAAGAAGAAGAAAAAGCACCGCCAUAGUAGCGACAUAGGUACAGGAACAAAAUCCUCUAGGCGCUGAAUUGCCGCUAGGAGGGAUGAAUAAAGGAAAAUUUUCAGACAUUGAUGUCAACGAACUUCC